AAACGUCUGCAAUCUAAAAAAUAAGCUGUGACUAUGAGUCAGAGAAAGACAGACAGGUUGUUUAGCAACCUGCCUGUUAGCGACAAAAUUUUUUCUGCCUCACUAUGUAACCUUGUGUGGUGAAGUGUUAAACAAGUGGUGCUGGUCCCUGGGUGGCAGAGGGGUUUAAGCCCUUGGUCAUGUGGAGAUCAAACUCCAUUUAAUCCUCUGGAGAGAGAGCGAGGAGAGAGCAGAAAGAAGCAGACAGUUUACCAGAGCCGAACUUCACUAAAGGCGAAGUUUUGCUUUGAGAAUCAACAACCGAGGAUACGCACGGUUAAACCUUUAUACUAGAGUAAUAUAAACUGUCUUAUAUCCUUUGGAGGUACGGUCGUGUAACAAGCUUUUGCAAACUCAUUCAAAAUCAUCUUGGACACACGGAUCUGGAUUCCUAUAUCCACCUACCUACUAGUUGGGAACUCUCACAGGCUUUGAGUUCUCUUGUGACCUGGGAAAAGUACGUCAUCCUAUUUUUGGCCUCUUGCUUUGGAAUAUCAGGCCACUUGUGACAUCUGGAAGAUGCUUUUUACUUUCUUUUGGUGUUUCUGACCAUCCCUUUUUGGACUUAAUCUCAAAAUUCAAGAUCUCACACCAAUUCUAAAAUUUAUUCAUAAAACAUUUGUUGCUAGUUUCCUCUGGAAUAACCUUCCACCUUGCAGAAAUACACACCGCACAUCCUGGAAAUUUGGUCAUCAACUCUUCCUGAGUAAGUGUCUCAUAACUUUUGUGAACAUGGCAAUGGCUCAAUCAAGCUCCUGCCCAAAUCCAGACCUGUCAACUUGUGCCAUUGUCCACAGUCCACAGUCUAUUAGUUCUGAUCUGAAUACUCAGAGAGAAAUAGGGAAUGAUGAUGGGGAAGAGGAAGAAGAGGAGGUGGAACUAGCUGAGGAGGUAGGGGAGGAUGUGUUGAUGAUGGGUGAGGAAGGAGAGGAGGGAGAUGAAGGAGAAAGUGAACAGCAGAGUGAAAGGGAAGAGGUGAGGUUUAUUGAAGUGGCCUUGUUUCCUAACGGAGCAAUAAGGGAGGAAGAGGGAAAAGGUAAAAAGCUAGAGGAAAACUUUGAGGGGGCAGUUGAAGCAGAAGAAAAAGAUCAGGAAAAACUAAAUGAACAAGCAAAAGAGGAAAUGAGUGAAGCAAUGACAAAGGGAGGAUCAGAAGACACAAAUGUAGGGGUGGAACAUCAAUGUGACGUUUUACCAAUGACAAACACUGAGAAGGUUGAAGACAUGAGAAAUGAACAAUAUAAACAAGAUAUAUUAAAACGGGAGGCAGACGUAAGGGAGGAACAGAUCAAUGAGGAAGACAGCAGAUUAAAUGACCACCAAAUCACGUCCCCUGUUUGUGAUGUAGAGAUUGUUGAGGAGUCAAGUCUUUCUUCUGAUGAGUCAGUUGUGGCCACACAGUCAUCUGAUGACACAUCCAAGACAAACAGUGCUGUUCUUUCUAAUAAUAAUGAGACAGAAAGGAUUGAGGGAUCAAUAACAUUUGAGGACUCUACAGAGGUAGACGAAGAAGUCACCGUUCAACAUGACCCAUGCCACAUUUCAACUGUUCUGUUUGGGACAGUUGACGUAUUAGGCACUGACCGACAGACUGUUCAAGUAACAAGUGAGCAUCUGGACAAAAUGAAAGACACAGAUAAAAGGGGCUCAGAGUCCAGCAUUCAGCAUUCUGAUAGCAUCACAUGGCAACAAUCAGAUGUAGAGCAGGCAACGUAUGAAAUAGAGGAAAACAAUGAGUUUUAUGUCCAGUCUGCUUCCAGUGCUGUUCUAGACAUAGAGGCUGAAACAAACUUGGAAGAAACACAACCACAGUUGGACUUUGUACCUCUUGAAGCACUGUCCCAGACCGAAGGACGGAUUGAGGAAAUAAGUCUUGAAGGGAUCAAUCAGACAGCACAUGAAGACGAGCAAGUGCGACAGGUUGGGGUUAAUACGCUAAUAGGUACGGAUGGGGGAGGGAAGACUACAGAAGAGGAGUGGAAGGCAUGUGAUAAUGUUGUUAGUGAGUUAAUGGACGAAGAAGAGGACAGAAGAAAAGGUGAUAAAGGAAUGAAUGAAGAAUCUACUGUUCAGUUUGAAAAACAGGCAAUGGUAGCUCUUGAAGAACCAACAGUCAAGUUUGUUGAAGAGGACACAUUAGAAGCGAAGCAACAUGUGGAUUUGGACCAGGUGGAGGAGGCCUUUGAAUUGGAAGAACACUGUGAAGUUGAACUGGACCAAACAGAAGGUGAGGUCACAUCAGACAAGAACGAGUCCAAAACAGAGGGCAAUGAAUUCCAGGAUCAUUCAAUGCAGCUCCUUGGAGAAACCAGGACAGACUGUAAGAGCAUCUUCAGAGAACAGCCACAAAAUCAAAUCACCAUACAACAUGAAAAUGAUGGAGAAGAACUUGAAGACACAAUGGUGGAAGAGGUAGAGAUGGCAGAAGAGCCAGUUACUGUUUUAGAUGAUGAAAUUGAAGAGACAGAGGAGAAUCAGACAAGUGAGGAACAGGAGCUAGCUACUUGUGAAGAAACAACCUCAAACACAAAAGACACAGAGUUUCAAGAGCCAGAAGAGAAAGAUCAGAAGCAAAAAGGUGAAAAAGGAACAGGACAGAAUGACAAAAAGCCAACAGAUGAUAUGAGAGAGGUGGAGUUGGACAUCAAUGGAAAAGUCAAUAAAUUGAGGAAAGCAAUGGAAAAUGGGAUCUUGUGCCCUGAGCCACAUCAACUCAGAAAACAAGAAUGGGGAACAGCAAGACUGCGAUCACCCAGAAGGAAAGAUAACGACUGGAUUAAAAAUGAUGAGCCAGAAGACAGCAACGAAAUUGAGCUGAAGGACUGGAGGAAAGAACUGAAACCUGUGAAGAGAGACUGGGAAAAUGAAGGUGGGAGGAAGGAAUGGAUGAAGAAGGAUUCACCGCCAGAGGAGACAGCUCCGCCAAAGAGGGACGACUGGAUAAAGGAGUUGAAGUCAGUGAUCAAAGACGAAUCCUUGCCGAAAAAGAGAAGUGAGCAGGGGAAGAAGAAGCGAGUGGUGCUGCUGGAGGAUGGCCACUCAUACAUCCCCCAGCGAGAGGAGAUCACAGAGGACAAGAAAGAGGAGGUGAAGCUGAUCUCCCAUAAGAGGGUGGAGAGUCCGCUGCCCUACGUGCGAAGGAACAGCAAAACACCCCAAGACCAGGAAUACGAGAUCUCGCUUUAUGUCAAGGCAGGGAGUGAUGGGGAGAGCAUUGGAAACUGUCCCUUUUCCCAGAGACUCUUUAUGAUCCUGUGGCUUAAAGGAGUCAUUUUCAAUGUGACCACUGUGGAUCUUAAACGGAAGCCUGCUGACCUACAGGACCUCGCUCCAGGAACCAACCCUCCAUUUGUGACCUUUAAUGGUGAGGUCAAAGUUGACGUCAACAAGAUCGAGGAGUUCCUGGAGGAGAAAUUGACCCCACCACGCUACCCCAGACUGGCUCCCAGACAUCUUGAAGCCAACACAGCUGGUAUUGAUGUGUUCGCCAAGUUCUCAGCUUACAUCAAAAACCCAAGAAAGGAUGCUAACGAUGCCUUAGAAAAAGCCUUGCUGAAGUCUCUUCGGCGCCUGGACGAGUUCUUGAGGACGCCCCUGUCUGAGGAGAUUGAUGCUUACGCCCCCGGAGACCUGCCUGAGUCCACCAGGAGUUUCCUAGAUGGUGAUGAGCUCACUCUGGCCGACUGCAACCUGCUGCCAAAGCUACACAUCCUCAAGGUCGUGGCCAAGAAAUACCGUGGAUUUGAGAUCCCAACAGAGAUGACAGGGGUGUGGAGGUAUUUAAAUGGCGCCUACCAGCGAGAGGAGUUCACCAGGACCUGUCCUGCAGAGAGAGAAAUUGAAUUUGCUUACCUGAAUGUCGCAAAACGAAUCAAAUAGGAGCAAGAGUAACAAAAGAAAAACGAGUCAACAAAAUAUGACAAGCCAAAAGAUGGUGGGGUAAAAUCAAAACAUACACAAACAGGAGUUCAAUAAAUAAUAAAAACACAGGGCAAUAUCUACACAGCCCUUGAACUAAAGCAUCUACAGGUUUUAGGUGCAUUUCCAAGUUAUGUGUUUGUGUGUGUUUGUGUGUGUGCUCCCACGGGCUGGGCUGCACGCCAGCUUUCUAAUCAUUAUGCUAAUCAGUUAAAGUUGUUUAAAGAUGAGAGGCUUGCUCGCAGAAUUAAUUUCUUUUUAUUAACUGUUCAGACAAUGGCAGGGCCAGGUUCACUAUGAGAACUACAUUAACAGCACGGCAACAUAUCAGCAAGAAGUAAAGUAAAGACAAGUAAUAAACGUAAAGUUCAAGGGCAUUGGAAUUAAAGCUAAUAUAUUUUCAAUGUUAAUCUAUGGCCUUGACCAUCAUGUACCUGGCUUCAUUUCUCAACCUUGUCAGUGUAUUUACCUACAGUAUUAACUGAAAUUUGUGUUUGUUGGACCUUUGGAGCCUUUGGACCUGCAGCUGCUCAUCCAUGAGGGGAUCCAGGUUAUGUUUUAUCAAACUGAUAUCCCAGCAGUGAGUCUGUUACAUCAGUUGGUACAUUUUCAAUACAAUAACAGUGGUGGUACUACUGUCGUUUUUUUAGACACCAAUUUUAAUGUUAUAAAACUCAAAUUUUCUUCAUAGACCAUAUGACAGAAUUAAUAGGUUUGUACUUCACCUGUCUGUAGGCACAGUGCCCUAUGAUGUACCAGACCAGGGUUGUCAUGGUUACAGCAGUAAAAGUGGUGGUCUGUUAUUCAAAGGUCAGAGUUCGGAACAAAAAUAAUGAGAUUUGGUCACAUCAAAUAUUGAGUUGGAAAUGGGAAACGAGUCACCGUCUCUCUUUUCAUAGUUAGUGUCUUUUUUCCUCUUGUCCACAGAUGUGUUUUAGCCAGGAAUUUCUAGCCUACACUUAUUUUCACAAGGAGCAAUUUGGAGUUUCGUGUGAUGACUAAUGAGACCUUGACGUGUGAACUGGAAAAGCUAAAAACCCCUGAUACAUUCAUACAAACAUACAAACCUGGUCUUCAUCCAGUGUGGAUGUAACAUUUCUGUCACUUUUGACUAUUUCUUUGGCUAUAACAGGUACGGCCACUAGAAAAUACUUAUAUAAGGACAAGCAUCAUGAGUAGGCAGGAGGCGCUCAACUGAGCCACAGUUACAAGCGUGACAACAGUUGCUUUUACACAGAAACACAAAACCUGAAAAAUUUAAAUCACUUUCUUUUUUUUUAGAAAACUGAGUAUAAGGAAAAGUAGUAGUUAAGGAAAUCUACUAUUAAUAAAAGUAUUACUUUGUGCAAAGCAGGAUACUAACAAAGUCUAUGAAAGGCUGAUGGAGCACUAAAAAACAGCCAAAAACAGUUAUCUUGUGAUUCUUUAUUUUUACUAUUUGCUUCUUAUUUGGAUGGUUUGACCCACUAGUCAGCCAGUUUUCAGUAAUGUUCACUCUAGUCACUAAGUCAACAUCUGACAUUCAAUUUCCAAAGAAGAAGUAGGAAAACUCUACAAAACAAAACAAAUGGUUAUGAUGAAUUUACUGUAUGUUUGGCCCUUUAAAGGUCGACAGUGCUACUAAUACAUGUGAUCAGCUAACAAACAUAUACAAACCAUUAAAAGAAAAAUAAUGCUUAAGUUAUGUUUAGCCUUACUUGAUCAAAUCCAUUCAUAACUUCCAAAACAAGUUAACUAAAGUGUGAUGGAAAUGGAUCUUUGUGCUGUUCUGCCUAUUUUAAAACCUUGAAUGUAGUCACUGCAUAAAACAGUUAAACUGAUUUUCUUUUCUUAGCUCAGUGUUUGUCUUAAUGAUGAAUCAGUAAUUUAAUUAAUGAUGGUAUUAGGACUUGAUUAGAUGUAAGAGCUUUUUCUACUUGUAUUUUAUUACCCGGCAUAUGUACUGAUUGCGCUCAUUUACAUUGUGAUUAUCCAGUAAAACCGCUUUUGUGUGGCUGAGUGUGGGCAGGUUUUGGUGCUGCAUUGUUUGGCUGGUUGUACUGGCUGUUGAUUGAUAAAUUUCAAUUCACCUAAAUGUCACUGUAAUGAAAAUCUUCGGCAUCCACAGAUUUAUCCUUAUUUAGCAUAAGUAAAAAGGUUGUUUAUGCCAUAAAGAAUAUGUAAAGAUGUUUCAACUUUUAUCCAGUAAAGGACUAAUGCCUUUUGGAUGGAAGGUGAAACGUCUUCAAGUAGACAAAGCACGUCCAGUUGCCACAGAACUUUGGUUCACGUUUGUGUUUUAUUUUUUUCCAGUACACUUUCAGUUCACACACAAACAAGCUCAGCUUUGUCUCAGUUUUCUGUCUUUGAUUAAAAUUAAUCUCUUUGAUGGAUUAUUGGCUUAAUUUACAGUUUCUUCACCAACACGACAGCCCAUUCGGUCUCAGGUGGAUGUUAUCUGUUAGCUGCACCAAACCCACCCUGACACAUGCCUGCUGAGUUCUGGCCUUAUAUCCUCUCUGGGGGGAGAAUCUUUAUUAAACUGAUUUUAUCACUGUA
This is a messenger RNA of Betta splendens (Siamese fighting fish), 6495 nucleotides long. Its product is annotated as chloride intracellular channel protein 4. NCBI's taxonomy places the organism in Eukaryota, Metazoa, Chordata, Actinopteri, Anabantiformes, Osphronemidae. The coding region runs from base 772 to 3918 and encodes 1048 amino acids. The transcript has 6 exons. The record is from RefSeq and is a predicted model, not a curated record.